AUGAUUAAAGGCGAGGCAAAAGAAUUUUUUGAAUCAAAUCUUUUGCCUACUAAUAAAACUAAAGCAAACAGAUCAUCAAAAGAAUAUAGUUUAGGAUCAGGUACAAGCAGUAGUUCUAUGGAUGAUAAAGAGGAAAAAUUAAGCAAAGAAGAAGUAAAGGAUACUACAUCUUUUGUUUUGGUUGCGGAAAUAAAUGAUUCCGAAUCUUCAUCCGGAUCUGGUGGUACUAAUGAACCGGAUUCACCCCCUUUAAGUACGUCGAUAUCUAACAUUAUUGAACUUGAAAGAGGAAAGGGCUCUUUAAAGCGAAAAAAAUCAAAUCGUUCUAUAUUUUCAGUAUUGUCUUUAUCCAACAAAGAUACAAGUAAAGGUUCUUUAUCAGAAUCUGAGGGUGAUCCUCUAAAAACGACAUCACCCAAAUCACCAUCGAAAUCCGAAAGAAUUUUAGGACGUUCGGGUUUUUCCUCUUUAUCUAUAAGAAAUCGUCGUUCUAAAUCCACUAUAUCCUUAGAUCUUUCUUUGUCACCUGAACAUUCUAAAUUAGGGUCAUCUGAUAUUCCCGAAAAGACUUCAAAAGUUGGAAAACUUCUUGGUUUGACUCCAAUGGAAGAAAGGAUAUUAUUGGAUAAACCUUCGAAUGGUAAAAUUAAUAAAAAGAUGCGCAGUCCUCCCUCUUCAUCUGUUGAUGAAAAAAAUAGAAUUAGUAAUCAGAUCAUAGGUGGAAGUAGUAAUAAAGUUAAUAAAAUUCUUGGUGUAUCAGACAUACACAUUAGGAAAUGA
Molecule: messenger RNA, 780 nt
Organism: Racocetra persica
Lineage: Eukaryota; Fungi; Glomeromycota; Glomeromycetes; Diversisporales; Gigasporaceae
Source: the annotation of a GenBank genome assembly